CUUGCAUGGAUAUGAGACUGAAUAAGAGAUAGAAGAACGAGAAGGACAGAGAGGGAGAACGUACGGCUGGGGGAAGGGUGAGGAUGUCGAAAGAAAAUGUUCUGUUGCAAAUAUUUAUAUUACCACCACGAAUCUGCGGCAGCUGUGAUCCUGGUACGUCACUUGCCAGUUUCUAUUCUAAAUAAUUCUCGUUAGGGAAAUAUUGUGGAAGAGAGUUUGAACCCUACCUGUUAGGCUUCAAUAUUAAAGGCAGUUCAUUAACGACACACACCUUCACGUGCCACUCAUAAUCCCCUCAAAGGGAUCACAGACGUAUGUAGGAGGUAUUCGUGAUGGAAUGACACCCGGCACCUCGAUCUAUUCCAACGUCGCCGUGUACUUGAGAAAUAUUUAUUUUUAUACAACCGAAAAUAAUCCCUUAAGUGUUUGAUUAUGCUGCAGCGAAUGAGGUUAAGUAAUCUAUAAACGAAAACACAACUCAAUGCAACAUGCGUACCGGAUGCUCCAGUGCAGAUGUGGCCAUGUCGCCAGCGUAGUUCAGCGCAACAGAAGAUCCGAGGCAACGAGUUCUCUCGCUGAGCUCAACAUCUGGGUCGGCUUCCAAGAAGCGGGGAACUUUCGAUAACCUGAAUAUUCUGCGAAAAGGCGCGCUUCUUCGGCUUUCAGAUUGAAAUGGAAGUAGAACACUGAACGAAGCAGGAUCAACAAUUUCUCAAAUCGUCGUGUACCAAAACGGAUUUUGCACAUGCGACUAAAGUGUCGUCUGCUUCCAGGUAUUGGAAAGGACUAGAUAGAGUUAAAUCAACUCUGUGGUUAAAUGUUGGACAGGUUCAUCAGCUUCAUAUACGGUGGUCUUCUACUCAACACAGAGAGUGGCAGAUCCUGCGGAUGAAGACUGUGCUCAACUUGUGUGCAGUCAAGAUCAGUGCCAUGAACUCAGAGAGUGGUGAUUUUUUCACCUUUCUUCAGUCCAUCUUCUCCACACCAAAUCUCGGCACUGUAGCUUCAGAAGCCAAGUGCAAAAGGUUCUGCAAUUUUUAUCGUGCUUUGCCUGACAUCAGCACAAAGGCAGCAUUCCUUAGUUACCUUGCACAAUCUCACGGUAUCAACCAGGACAAUGUUAUACAAGGUGCACAAACACUAGCCGUGUCUCAGGAGAGAGGAGAGGCUUUUGUGUUGAAGGCCAUGGAGCGACUCCGGGCAUCCAUGACACCUAGCUACCAAAGUCUUCUGCAGCAGAUUGGGCGUAUUGAGGGUGGUGUGAAGUUUUUGGUAGACCUGCGUUCAGACAUUCUGAACUGCAUAACCAGCAGCACAAGUGAAUUAGACUCCGCUCACUUUCAAGCACUAAACCGCUUGCUACAGGAGCUUCUCACUCUGUGGUUUGCUGUUGGGUUCUUGGAGCUGCAGCGAGUAACUUGGACCUCACCUUGUGACAUUGUUCAAAAAAUAUCUGAUUAUGAGGCUGUGCAUCCUAUCCGUAACUGGACAGAUUUAAAACAUCGAGUUGGUUCUUAUCGACGAUGUUAUGUCUUUACACAUCACAGUAUGCCACGUGAACCUAUUGUAGUUUUGCAUACAGCUUUGACCAGUGAAAUAUCAAGUAGUAUACAUUCAAUCAUCCACAAUCCGCGAUUUAGGGCCAGCUCUUCAGACUCUCCCCUCACAGAAGCUGCUCCCCCACAUGAGCCAUUAGAAGAGGAAAAUACAUCAGAGAUCACCACAGCAGUCUUUUACUCGAUCACAUCGACGCAGCGAGGUCUAAAAGGUGUGGAAUUAGGAAACUAUCUCAUCAAGCGAGUUGUACAUGAAUUGCAGACUGAGUUUCCUCACAUAGCCUCUUUCUCCUCCCUGUCACCGAUUCCAGGAUUCCGAGACUGGUUAAUGAACCAGAUCAAUUUACAGAUGCAUCGGGCAAGGAUUGGUGAGGAGGACUCUGACCAGAUGCUGCUCACAUCAGCAGAAAUGCAGACAUUGGAAAACUGCCGUCAGAACCACCACUCUUCUAUUUUGGAAGCUUUUAAGCAUUUGGUGCAGUCUAAUCAGUGGCUACCACGGCAAGAGGCUGUCAUGGCAAUGAAAGUGCCACUUCUGCGCCUGUGUGCUCGUUAUCUUUACCUGGAAAAGAGACGAGGCUUUGCUUUGAACCCUGUUGCAAACUUCCACCUUGCAAAUGGAGCUGUACUUUGGCGCAUCAACUUUCUUGCGGACACAUCUAUUCGAGGUUUGAACCAAUCUUGCGGACUUAUGGUUAACUACCGAUACUACCUUGAUAUUGCUGAAACCAACAGCCAAGAGUAUCUUCUACACCAACGGAUAUCUGCAUCGAAUGAUGUUUUGGACUUAAUUGGCUCUGACACCACCACCUUCAAAACAGUUGCAACCCCAGCAAGACAGAAUUCGGCAUCAUCAUCUCCUUUCAGAGAAAGUGGAAGUGAAUGAUGAAUAACUGCUGCUAGAAGUCCUUUAAAAUGGCAUAAUAUGCUCAAAAACAGAUAUUUUAAUUUAUCCAAGCAUAUGCAUGUUAAUUUUGCAAAACCAGAGACCAGAGAAUGAGAAUCGGUUGUUGUUACUCCUUUCCCUAUUGGACAACAGUGUUUUAUAUAUAGACAGCACAUGAUAACAUGGAAGCCUUGUUUGGUAGAUGGCCGUACAAGUGUUCGACAAUUGUGUUAGAGAGAUGAGAGUGAAAGACUAUGAUUAAGCACUCAGAGGAAACUUACAAAUAAAAUUUCACUGCAUCGAUCAGAGCCAUUAAAAGAAUUUCGUAAGUUGAAAGUCAGUUUUGUUGUAUAACUUUUUCUGUCCUGGUAUUUUCAGCUGUGAAAUAUUUUUGAAGUAUUGCGACAAAAUUUAAAUGAGGAUAUUUUCAGCUGCUCAGUUUUUGUCAUGAAUCAUGGCCAUUAAGCAUCAGAUACCCUUGUGACCAUUCUAUGAUGAACUGGUAUUUUCUUUGUUAAAUAGUUAUCAUAAAUCUUGGUAUUUUGGUAUUUGAAUGCUGUGAUAGCUGUAAGAGUUACAUGGUAUUUAUCAUAGAUUAUGGGAGUUGAUUGUUUGCUGUAAUCACUAGAGACUCAAAUCUAGGCUGCAGCUAAGUGAAGCAUCACAUAACCAUAUGUGAAAACUUUAUGUUUAGUCAGAAAUUAAAAUAUUUGACAGGAAUCAUUCUUUCAGGGAUAAAGUAUUUUCAGAUAAAAUAUUUUCUCUGGACAUCUUCUUCAACUUGCAUCAUGGCUUCAAGAAUCUGAUGCUUGCAGGGUACAUAUGAGGACUGAAGAAUGUUUUGCCAGAUAAUUGUAUCUGGCAUAAUAUGAAGACUGUACUAGUUGAUAAUGCUGAUGAUGAGUUGAUUGACUAAAUUUUCAUAGCUCUGUAUAGAAAACUGCACUGCCAUGUAAAUUAUAUUGAGAGCUACAGUUUAGAAAACUUAGGUGUUACACAAGGCAGAUUGUAUUGUAAAAGUAAUCAGUGCUGAAACAGUAUGCCUUCCCCUAGCUGAAUCAUGUAAACAGCAGUUACAUGUUUUCAUUUGCUGCUUGUAUCAUUUGUGAAUGUGCAAAUCUAGCAGCAGGCUGCAUGACUAUGAGAGAUUCCAGUCAGCGGUAAUCUGCCAGGAUUUUCUUGCAGUGAUGGUUUGAAGUCCUGAUUUGAGGUAGACAAACAUAUAAUGGUGAUUUACAAUUCCUUUGACUAAAUUUAUAGUUUAUAUUA
This is a messenger RNA of Pomacea canaliculata, 3711 nucleotides long. Its product is annotated as malonyl-CoA decarboxylase, mitochondrial-like. The record is from RefSeq and is a predicted model, not a curated record. Gene Ontology annotation, biological process: acetyl-CoA biosynthetic process; malonyl-CoA catabolic process; fatty acid biosynthetic process. The transcript is spliced from 10 exons. Bases 889 to 2442 code for a protein of 517 amino acids. Gene Ontology annotation, molecular function: malonyl-CoA decarboxylase activity. Gene Ontology annotation, cellular component: peroxisomal matrix; mitochondrial matrix. NCBI's taxonomy places the organism in Eukaryota, Metazoa, Mollusca, Gastropoda, Architaenioglossa, Ampullariidae.